CAAACGAAUCACAUGUAUCACUUGUACGACUUUAUGGGCUUUAAGCCAGCAGAGUCCAUUUGUCCCAAGCCUUCUGUGUCCCUGGCUCAGUGGGACUUAAAUUCAGUGGCAGCUGCUCAGUGGGUACUAAUGGAGAAGACCAGUUCUCUUCCUAAGCUGUGGGCCUCUCUCACACCCUCCAAAAUACCUGGCUGUAGUGGGGCAGGACUACUUCAGGUGGCUCUGAAAGAGGCUAUAAAUCUUAGUGGAGGAGGAAGUGUUUUUAGCUGUGGGUCUGAGAAAGGACAGGCUGGCAUGGAAAAAGAGAAGUUCCAGCAGAAGGCUCUGAAGCAAACUAAGCAGAAGAAAUCUAAGUCGGCUGAAUUUCUGAUGGUAAAAGAAGAGAGAGAGAGAGCAGCAACAGAAGGCAUCGAAAAUCCAGCUUUUAACAUCAGCAGCACAGAUCUUUCAGCAUAUCAGACUUCAGAAGAGGAAGUUAUUAGACAUGACAAGCUGCAUAGCACCCUUGCAGCUCACCAACAAAAACUGAGGCUGCAAGCCCAUGCUGAACCAAGAGGAAAUGAAUACAGCAGAAAUUACUUUGACCUGCUGAUGGAUGAGGAAAUAAACCCAAGGCAGUGUGGGAUGGAGGUCAGUGAAGAAGAUCCUGUGAAAUUUGAGGAGCAAAUCCGAUAUGGUAAACUGAUGAAUUUUCUAGAGGAAGAAAGCGAGAUGGUGGACUCCCAAGCCCGUGUCACCAGUGAAGAUUUUCCAGAUUCCGUGAUGCCUGUCAGCUUCAGUAAGACAUGUGACCUUCACAGGGAACUUGAAGAUGAAGUGAUUCCUUCAUAUAUCAAACAGUUUGAGAGAGAUGUUCAGGAUGACAUAAUUCUGCUUGGCAGCUUUUCACUGGAACAGGUCAGAGUUAAGAACUAUAAGACAAUUUUAUCACUGGCUUCAUAACAUGAUGCUAGCUUGUUAACCUUGUACACCCCCAUUCUAUUUGACUGCC
Molecule: messenger RNA, 991 nt
Organism: Anas platyrhynchos (mallard)
Lineage: Eukaryota; Metazoa; Chordata; Aves; Anseriformes; Anatidae
Source: RefSeq, a predicted model, not a curated record